UAAUUACGUAGUGUUAUUUGUGAAAGACGCGUGAGAUAAAAGGGACGACCUUUUGUGGUCGAUGCAUCAGUAUUAGUUUCAUCAAAUCGAGUAAAGUCGGGACAGAGAUAUUCAUCGACAAGUAUUCAACUAUAAUGAAUACGCAGGUUAGGAUCGUACUGGUUGUUGCUAUGACAACAAUGCUUGUGAUUGCUUGUGAAUGCGGAGACCUCCGCAGCUACUACUGUGAAAUGAACACUGUGGACAAGAUUGAGAUGUUUUUCAGGUUCAAUUGCAGACAACAAAUGCAUAAGUUAUGGGGUGACGAGGCGGCCAAAUCUGCCAAACCAAAAUUGUCUCGUUCCCGUCUCUCCAAACGAGAAUGCCUGACAAUGAGGGAUUACGCCGACUUCUACCAAGAUUGCUGUUUGAGCGAGCGAGGAUGUGAUCCCGAAUAUUACCUUCAAAGCUACUGCAACUGUUACUGAGUGUCAACGCUUUCAUGUUCCAUGCUGUGGACUUGCACCAAGGCGGCAAUCACACAAGUUUACAUAACCGGAGAGCCGACGGAAACCUCAACCGACGAGACAAAAGAAUCUAUUAGAAUCCGCGCAAUUUAAGAGGCCCUAAAAUAUCAGUCACAUCCUCAAAGAAAUUUCCAAUCGACACACUGCUUUCACAAUUUUGAAACUUUCUUCGCGUUCUCCGUUAAAAAUCGUCGUAGAUUGUUACGUACUCGACCGGGAGUAAACAGGUGAAAUUGCCGCUUUUAAAAGUAGUGUCCCAAACAUUACAUUAGUCAUCAAAUUUAAAGAGGUCAAAUCAGCCUUCCCACUCAUGUCAGAAUAAAUCGCUUUAAUGUUUUCAUUAUUAAGAUACCCUAAACGAAACAAUUUUUGCAACUUUAUAGAAUCACCUAUCAUUUAUUUUUUCUUUUACAUCUCACAAUUUUAUACAAAAAUUCAAGAUUUCCCUCUAUUCAAGUUUUCCAAACCAAUCAUGCAAAGAAUAUUUGUUAGGUGAAGCUAUCAUUUGAUGGUUAGGUUCUGCAAGGAGCACCAUUGUAAAACAAUAGGCUAAAUUUCUUUUCACAAAAGCCUGUUUUGAUUAUUACCGCCGCUAAAGCAGAUUUUUACAUGAUAUUGUUGAAGAUAUUUUAAUCUGUAUACAGCAAAGUUACGAGUUAUACGUAGUAUUUUUGUGAAAUUUUAUGAAUGUGUAAAGCAUAGUAGAAAAAUUACUAUUGAGUCUACGAGUUAAUUCCUAUAUAGGGCAGUGAAAUGGAAAUAUCACAAAAUAAAGCAAGAGGGGUGCAAUCUUUAA
Messenger RNA from Nematostella vectensis (starlet sea anemone), 1302 nucleotides. RefSeq lists its product as uncharacterized. The record is from RefSeq and is a predicted model, not a curated record. The transcript has 3 exons. Lineage: Eukaryota; Metazoa; Cnidaria; Anthozoa; Actiniaria; Edwardsiidae. Bases 135 to 467 code for a protein of 110 amino acids.